Messenger RNA from Knipowitschia caucasica, 3879 nucleotides. The record is from the annotation of a GenBank genome assembly. NCBI's taxonomy places the organism in Eukaryota, Metazoa, Chordata, Actinopteri, Gobiiformes, Gobiidae.
AUGAUCCUGAGUCAGAACACCAGCAGCAGCAGCAGCAGCAGCAUCACGGACCUGGUGGCCUCUCUCUGCGACCGCUGUCUGUCCGGCGUGUCCUGGAAGAGGCGAGCUCUGGGGGGAAUCUCCAGAGAGAACUUCCACAGAACCCUGAAGAAGCGCGCCUAUGGAUCUCUGCUAUCUACACUGUUCCAGGACCGCAGUAAAGUCACUUCUGCCCCAAACCCGGCCAAUCCAACCCCUCCGAGAAACAAGCUGCUGAUGAUCUGCUUUGACCUGCGGGUGGCGGGAUGCAGAGAAGAGGCCGAGCGCUUGGAGGAGCUGCUGGAGAAGCUGCCACAGGGAGAGGAUUCAGGUCUGACGGAGGUGGACUCUGUGAUCGAGCUGCUGGUGCGUCUGGCUGGUUCCUCGCCGCCUCCCGCCGCCACGUUCAGCCAGAACUACAUGAGGAGAGAGCGGGCCGUGGUGCGAGAGCCUCAGCCCUGGAGCUACCAGAGCGAGGAGCUGCAGCGGCUGGAGGCCAGGGCCUGGGGGCUCAUCUGUGCGGAGGAGUGGGGGACACUGGAGACUCUGUGGGGGACGCAGAGUCUGAUGGACGCUCCUCCAGGCUCCGGGCUCCUCGCGCUGAGGAGCAGGACGCAGACGGAGGAGAAGUUUGAGAAGGAGAGCAGGCUGUCUCUGUUCGGGGCUCUUCAGCACACUCGCUCCUCGGACAUGGAGCUCAGGCUGGAGGUGCCGCCUGUGCCCAGCAACAUCGACGUGACCGGACUGGCCAUCAAGGUUCCUCUUUCUUUAGACCCCUCUGAGGACGAGGGCUUCCAGUCUUCCUCCAACAUGACCCCAGACUCUCAGUCCGAGUCCAGUCCGGUCCCGGAGCUGGACGUGUGGGAGGCUCUACUCACGUUUGAACCAGGCCGCCGCCGCUGCUGGGAGUCCGUGGGCUGUCCUCCGGGGAAUCGCGAGGCCCUGUUUGUGACGGAGUCUGGCAGAGAGGCGUUCGAUCAGCUGUACCGUCUGUGGGAGGGGGGUGUGAGGCUGGUGAGCGAGACCCCCUCCUCUCUGCUCCCUCUGGUCCCUCUGCCUCAGGACACACAACCACAGCUGGUGACAGACCUGCUCAACGUGCUCAUCGGAGUCGCCUCCACCACCUUCCCUCUCAACCAGAGCCAGGAUUUCACCGUGCGCUCCGGUGUGUGUGUCUCUGGAGCUUCCACAGAGAGCGUGUCUCGGCUGCUGCAGGAGCUCGCUCAGUACGGAACCCACUACCUGCGUCUGAGCGAUUUCUCUCUGCAGAAGACCGACAAGAAGGGGCUGGUCUUUCAGGCGUUUACAGGAGGUCUGAGGAAGUACCUGCAUUAUUACAGAGCCUGUGUCCUCAGCACGCCGCCCACCCUCAGCCUCCUCACCAUCGGCUUCCUCUUCCGCAAAGUGGGACACCAGCUCAGAUACCUGUCAGAGCUGUGCUGUGUGGACGGAGCGCUGGGAGAGCGCCAGAACACUUUCCCUGUGGGUGUGAAGCUGCUGUCAUAUCUGUACAAUGAAGCCCAGAAUAACUGCAGUAAUGAGAACUAUCCUGUUCUACUGUCUCUGCUGAAGAGGAGCUGUGCACCUUAUACACGGUUUGUGUCCGACUGGGUCUACAGCGGCGUGUUUCGAGAUGUUUAUGGAGAAUUCAUGAUCCAGGUCAACGAGGAGCAUCUGGGCUUUAGAGAUAAGAACUACUGGGUCCAGGGCUACACUCUGAUCUCCAAAGACGUGGAGGACUGUGUUCCCAUCUUCCUGAGACACAUCGCUAACGACGUGUACGUGUGCGGGAAGACCAUCAACCUGCUGAAGAUCUGCUGCCCACAGCACUACAUCUGCUGCUCGGAGCUUCCUGUUCCUCGUAUCGCCGUCACCUUCUCGCUGCAGGAAGUGGAGCAGAUCGAGAGAGACUGCGCCGUGUACCGAGGACGAAUGCAGCGCAUUGCCAAACACAGCGCCAUCAGCAGGGAGGAGCAGACGCUGAGGACUGAACGAGCGCGCCAAGAACUCAUCAACCAGGUCCGCGAAACGGCCGCCAAGACUCUGGAGAAAAUACGCGGGCGCCAGGUGUCACAGCGUCUGGCGGAGGAGGCCAAGAAGAGGGAGCGCUUUGAGGAGCUAAAGCAGCACUUGGAGCAGGAGCAGGAGUGGCGAACGGCAGCGAGGAAGCGGCAGGAGGAAGAUGAUUUCAGUUUUGCUCGAGAGCUGAGAGACCGAGAGAAGAGACUGCAGGCCCUCGAGGAGCAACUGGAGCAACAAGCCAGGAAGGAGCUGAUCGCGCAGUACUGCCGUCUGUCAGAGGAGGCAGCACUGAGGGAGAGGAAGGCGCUGUGGCGAGUGCAGAGGAACAAGCUCCACCUGCAACGGACCACGUUCUUAACUAAAGACCAGCAGCAGAUACAGGAGGUACUGGAGAAGUAUCCUCUGGGCAAAGCGAGGCCCCCUGUGGAGCUGUUCCCUUCGUUUUCAGCCCCAACAGCAGCAACAGAGAAACCUCCAAUGGAAGAACAACAUGAUCAGGAUGAAACUCACGAACCUUCCUCCUCAAAACAGACAGAAACACAACCACCUCCAGACCACACUCCUCCUCCCAUAGACCCUAACCCUAUUUCUGAACAUAUCGACCUCAACAAAUUUCUCCCCAAACCUCCAAACCCUGGCAUGGCUCCAGUGGACUCCGCUCUCCAGGACAUCGGCUCAGACCUGCCCCAAACCUGCCCCACUCUCCCUUUGGUCGACUACGAUUUCAGCGCCCCCUUCAGUCCUCUCGAAGGAUUGACUCAAGUUUCGCCCAAACCCAGACUUGCUCCAGGAGUUGAGGCUGGACUCAAUUCCCACAUCAAAUUCGAAGAGAACGUUUCCGAUUUCGUGGCCUCACUUCCAUCUCCGAACGUCCACGGACAUUCCUCGGAUUCUAAUUUCAAAAUCGGCGAGCUUGUCCCUAAUGUGUAUGCUCCAUUGCCGUCUCCAAACAUUCACGGACAUUCCACGGAUUCUCACAUCAAAAUCGGCGAGAACGUGUCCGAUUUCGCGGCUCCUUUCCCCACACCGAACCUCCAUGGCCACUCGUCCGACGCCAACAUCAAAGUUGGAGAGUUUGUGUCCAACGUGACGCUAGCGAUACCACGGCCAAGCCAGCACGGACACGCUUCCGAUAGCGCGCUGUUAUCUGGGUGCACCAUGUCGGGAAGCGAGCCAGUUUUGACGCCGCUACCCGGGAGUAGUUUUGGACAUUCUUCCGAUUCAGCGUUAGGGUUAUGUUGCGUGGUAGCAGGGGUUGACCCAAAACGAACUCCUAUACCUGGAAGUUCUCAUGGUCACUCCUCAGAUUCAAGCUUAGUCACUGGUUGUGUGGUAUCCCAACAAGAAUCAACGCAAUCCCCACUUCCAGGAGGUGGCUUUGGUCACUCUUCAGACUCUGCUUUGAGAAUGGGGUGUGUCGUGACAGGCGUGGAGCCCAAGAAGUCUCCCUUACCUGGAAGUGAGUUCGGACACUCCUCAGACUCAAGUUUAGGUGUUGGUUGUGUUGUUUCUGCAUCGGAGCCGGUCCAGGCCACUCCGGUCCUGACCAGUGCCUUCGGACACUCGUCUGAUUCGUCUCUUAGAGUGGGCUGUGUGGUGAAAAGCAAAGAUGGAGGAGAUCCACAUGCAACAAAAGACAUGGAAGUGUCUUUGUCGGGCUGCGGAGCGGAGCAGGUGGCUGGAGCGGGGGCAGCUGGGGCUCUAUCCCCUGGAGAGGUGUCCGAGCAGCUCUACCUCUCGGCCCUGUCCUCCCACUACCAGGUGGAGCAGUACCAGGACUCCUACAGCACCAUGGGUUUGUGGACAUGUCAUUUAUCUCUGUUUGUGCUGUCAGAUUAA